GCAGCAGUUGGAAAUCAGGUUCAGAGUCCAAACUGAGGAAGAAUGGGAUGGAGCCUCAGGAGAUAGGGCUCUCUGUGCUCUGUUAUCUCUCUACCUUGGAGGUUGGCCUGGGCUGAUCUCAUACUUCAGUCUUUAUUGUGCACAAACAAUUCCCAACAGAAUGCCUGAUGCAGCCAAUGAGUGAGAGUAUUGUGAACAAUGGACAUUCUAAUAAGGCCUCUCUGGAGAUCAUACCAACAAGGACUAGAUCUGUACUUUCUCUGGAUGCCUUUAUGGAUACCUGAAGAUCUUCUCUGCCUACCUGUUCCCUGCCCACUCUUAUGGAUGAGACACCCUCCUUGGAUACUAACUCUGUCAGUGGUAAUUAGUAUUUUCAAGUAAUGAACCAAAAAGAUCAUGUCUGAAGUGCAAGGAACAGUUGAGUUUUCUGUGGAGCUACAUAAAUUUUAUAAUGUGGAUCUCUUUCAGAGAGGGUAUUACCAGAUCCGAGUGACCUUGAAAGUUUCUUCAAGGAUCCCCCACAGACUGAGUGCUUCUAUCGUUGGACAGUCAGAGAGCAGCAGCCAACAUUCAGCCUGUGUCCAUGAGAGUGUUGUGCACAGUCGUGUCUUCCAGAUCUUAUACAGAAAUGAAGAAGUUUCUAUAAAUGAUGCCAUGCUUUUCCGGGUUCAUUUGCUCUUAGAUGGUGAGAGGGUAGAAGAUGCACUGAGUGAGGUCGAGUUUCAGCUCAAGGUGGACCUGCACUUUACAGAUAGUGAGCAGCAGCUGAGAGAUGUGACAGGGACACCGAUGAUCAGCAGUCGCACACUUGGCCUGCAUUUCCACCCCAGGAGGGGUCUGCACCACCAGGUCCCUGUCAUGUUCGACUACUUCCACCUGUCAGUGAUCUCAGUGGCCAUCCAUGCUGCAUUGGUGGCUCUACAGCAGCCCCUGAUCAGUUUCACUCGCCCAGGAAGAGGGUCCUGGUUAGGCAAAGGUGGCCCGGACACAGGACCAGAACAGACCACCAUUUCUCUGGAAAACUUGGUCUUUGGAGCUGGAUACUGCAAGCCGACUUCCUCAGAGGGAAGCUUCUAUGUUCCCUCAGAGAACUGCAUACAGCAUGCACACAAGUGGCACCGGGAUCUCUGUCUACUGCUCCUUCAUGCCUACCAGGGCCUCCGACUCUACUUCCUGGUCAUCAUGAGAGACAUUCCUGAGCUGCCCACCAUGGAGCUGGAGACCCUUGCUGUUGAAGAAACACUUUCUCAGCUGUGCUCAGAGUUACAGAUGCUGAACAACCCAGAGAAGAUAGCAGAGCAGAUCAGUAAGGAUCUUGCCUGGCUGGCUUCCCAUCUGAUGGCUCUGUGGACCCAAUUCCUGGACACAGUAACCCUGCACUCCCAAGUGACCACUUAUCUCACCCAGGAGCAUCACACUUUGAGGGUCCGAAGGUUUUCUGAAGCUUUCUUUUAUAUGGAGCACCAAAAACUUGCAGUCCUCACCUUUCAGGAAAACUUGAUACAGACUCACAGCCAGCUGUCUCUGGACAUCCGGAACUCAGAGUACCUCACCAGCAUGCCUCCAUUGCCUGCAGAGUGCCUGGACAUUGAUGGUGACUGGAACACCCUGCCUGUUAUCUUUGAGGACAGAUAUGUGGACUGCCCUGUCUCAGGACAUAACUUGAGUGUUUUUCCUAAUUUUGAUGUCCCAGUGACAAAUCCUGCAAUAAUGAAUCUAAAAGGGAAAGAAACAAAUCUUAUAAAUCAAAAGUCAUCUUCAAAAAUGGCCAUUCCCUUAUCUACUACAGAAGCACCCCAGCUGGGCUCUGAUGAAGAUGUUAUUAGGUGUCCAGAGAUAGAAGAGAAUGUCUCCACACGGAAUCCUAUGGAUGUGUGCUCAGAAUCUGAGGUGUACCUGACCAUUGGUGAAUUUCAAAACAGAGGAAGCAUGCCUGAAGAUGAAUCCUGGUCUGGCCCAAGGCCUGAUGCUAUAAAAGAUCCACUAACAGAUGUGGACAUAUGCAAAAGAAGUCCAUGCCCUGAGGAAGGGCAGACCCCAGCACUGACCUACAUUGAUGUGCAAUCAAGCAAUAAGAACUACUUUAGAGCUGACCCCUUGCAGGCUCUUAAUGUUCAGCAUGAACACAAGAGCUCUAGGGACAGCUAUGGUAUUGUUAAGACUAUGCCAAGCAAAGUUGUAGCAGGAACCAGCCAGAAUAAUUCCAUCUCUUUAAACCAAACAGCUGCUCUUGAGUUGAGGACUCUAGGGAGGGGAGUUGACCAGGAGGUAAAGCCUGUCCUGCUAAGCCUGAAGCUUACCCCUGCUGAACCUUGUGACCCACCAAGCAGUGUUCUGAGGGAAACUUUGGACACCAAGCCUUCCCUGUUUGAUCAUGCAGAAGAACCAGAAGAUCUUUCAGUGCUCUCUGGCGUUAUCAAGAGGUCAGCCUCCAUAAUAUCUGACUCAGGCAUUGAAAGUGAACCAAGCUCAGUUGCCUGGUCUGAGGCCCGAAGCAGAGCCCUGGAGUUGCCCAAUGAUCGUGAAAUUUUGCAUCAGGUGGUUCGAAGGCAUGCCCACCACAGGAACUCUUUGGAGGGUGGACACACAGAGAGUAACACCAGCCUUCCCAGUGGCAUUCAGGCUUCUCUUUCCUCCAUCAGCUCAUUGCCUUUUGAAGAAGAGGAGCGUGAGCUGGCACUUAACAAGCUAACCAAGUCUGUAUCCGCACCCCAGAUUAGCAGCCCUGAGGAUACUGCUGAAGGUACAGACACCAUAAAGAACACAGCAGGAUUUUCCGAAGAUCUGGACCUUUCUAGCAAAGACAACAGUUCACCCAGACACACUUCUUCGUAUAGAGAGUGUAGGGUCCAGGAUGAUAGGGCAGGACAUUCCCUUGCAGAUAUAGCUGUAGAUUCUGACAGAUCCCAGGGCCCUGGGUACAUGUACAUCCCCAAAAGCAAAGAGGAUCACCCUGAUCUUCAAGAACCCUGUUGUCUUGAUGGCAUAGCUGAGACCACACUACAUGUUGAAACCAAAGGUCUUAACUUAAAAAUACCAUGUACUAUAGUGCUUGAAAAUUCUAAGACCAGGUCUUUUCAGAGAUCAGCAGUGGAAACUGCAAAAGGUAAACCUAAAGAAUUGAGCAUGAGUAAACAUAUGCUCUCCAACAACAGCAUCUCAGAAGUCAGGGCUGCCUCUCACCACAAGGUGCCUGAAAUCAAUUGUGCACCAGCGGUUGAAGCUGUCAACCUGAAUUCUAUAGGUGUACAAAAUGGUUCAUUAAAUGUCAAUGAUACCAUGAUAUUGAAUAGAAGACAUAAUGCCUCUCUGGAGGCCAAACAUGAAGCAGGCACUGUGUGCCCCACUGUGACUCACACUAUUGCCUCCCAAGUGUCACGAAACCAAGAGCUGAAGACAGUAACUUCCAUCCCUGGGUCCCACUUGAACUCCUCAGAGGCCUUUACUCUGGAUAACCUGAAGGCAGUGGAAGUUGUUAACUUGUCUGUGUCUUGCACUGCCACCUGUCUCCCUUUUUCAUCUGUACCCAAGGAGACUCCUGUUAGGGCUGGACUCUCUUCCAAACAAAGCCCAGCUCCUAUUACUCAUCAGCCUUUGGGUUCCUUUGGUGUUGUUUCUGCCUACUCCAGCAAGCUGGAAGAAGAAGUCAGUGAAAGGAUGUUCAGUUUUUAUCAGGCCAAAGAAAAGUUUAAAAAAGAACUGAAGAUUGAAGGAUUUCUGUACAGUGACUUAUCUGUACUAGCUUCUGACAUACCGUAUUUCCCACCAGAGGAAGAGGAGGAAAACUUGGAAGAUGGGAUUCACCUGGUGGUCUGUGUCCAUGGCCUGGAUGGGAACAGUGCAGACCUCCGACUGGUGAAGACAUUCAUAGAACUGGGGCUCCCUGGGGGAAAAUUGGACUUCUUAAUGUCUGAAAAGAAUCAGACGGACACAUUUGCAGAUUUUGAUACCAUGACAGAUCGAUUGUUGGAUGAGAUUAUUCAACACAUCCAGUUGUACAACCUCUCCAUAUCCAGAAUUAGCUUCAUCGGCCAUUCUCUUGGCAACAUUAUCAUCAGAUCGGUCCUAACAAGGCCCCGGUUCCGGUAUUACCUCAACAAACUCCACACAUUCCUGUCAUUGUCUGGGCCUCACCUGGGGACUCUGUACAACAAUAGCACCCUGGUUAGUACUGGCUUGUGGCUCAUGCAGAAACUGAAGAAAUCUGGCUCCCUUUUGCAGUUGACUUUCAGGGAUAAUGCUGAUCUGCGCAAAUGUUUUCUUUACCAACUUAGCCAAAAAACAGGGCUGCAGUAUUUUAAAAACGUCGUUCUGGUUGCUUCUCCCCAAGACCGCUAUGUGCCAUUUCAUUCAGCCAGGAUCGAAAUGUGUAAAACAGCCCUCAAGGAUAGACACACGGGGCCAGUGUAUGCAGAAAUGAUCAACAACCUCCUGGGCCCUCUGGUAGAAGCCAAGGACUGCACUUUGAUCAGACAUAAUGUGUUCCAUGCUCUACCCAACACUGCCAACACCCUGAUUGGCCGUGCAGCUCAUAUAGCCGUGCUGGACUCAGAACUCUUCCUUGAGAAGUUUUUCUUGGUGGCAGGACUCAACUAUUUCAAGUAGUAGCCUCCAGGGAGCAGCCUGGUGGGGAAGACUGAGAGAAACUCUCCCUAGCAGAAGGAGGCAGGCAGUCCGAUGAAUGUAUUCAUGUGUGAAACUCCUGCUGAUGCACUUCCAAAGAAAUGCUGGAUUAGCCUUGAAUGCAAGAGCAAAAAAAAAAAAAAAAAAAAAAAAAAAAAAAAAAUCAAAACCAUUAACAUGGCCAGCUGCUGCUCCUCUCCUUAGAAGCAGAAAGGUAUCCUAAGGGAGGCAUGCUGGAUACAGAACCUCAGGGGAGCUCUAAGAAGGGUGCUGUUAUCCUUCAAUAGUGAUGUCUUUAUGCCUUAGGAAAAUAAAGGGCUAGGAAAGACCACAUUUGGAGAAACUGAUAGCAGAGACAAAAGUAAGAUCAGAAUGGAAAACAAAAGCCAGACUGAAGACCUGACUUAAAGUGUUAUUGGUAAGUGACUGAUGCAGCAGUUUUAAAAAUAACCAGGAUAUUUAAAAUGGUCCCUAAGUCUAUCCAUUAUGUAGGCUAAAACAUAGAAAGAGGAAAAUUUAGCUGUAUAGAAGCAAUGCAUGAACCAGGUCAGCAGAGAUGAUCACACCGGAGAUAAAGCCCAUAAUUUUUACAGAAGUCCCCUGCACUGUAUAGAAAGCUAGCUCAUUGAUCCCAUAAGAAGAAAGCCAUGGGAGCAUGAGUGCAUAUGAUAACCACAAACCCACAAACAUGCAGUAAAUUCAGACCAUGAGAAAUGUGUCCGGACUAGUAGUUUGUAGGACAGUGAACUUGUGAGUGGUGUUGAGAGGGAGCUGACAUCUGACCCUUAUAGUGAAUUCAGGGUUUCUCCAUGGAUCAUUUCUGCAUUUCUUUGUAUCCUGGUCUUAUUGCAUGCAUUUAUCAUUGGGCAUUCUCCUGAGAUCCCGAGUCAGGGUUUGGCAGAGACUCUACCUGGAUCUGACAUGUUGGCUUUGUUUUUUGGAGAACAGUUUUUUUCCUAGUCAUACAACCCAGGAUCUACUGACUCAGACAAGUGCUGCUUCUUGGAGCAGCAUGAUCAUACUGUAGCAAAUUCUUUUUUUGGCUAUGUGUGGAGCUCUGCCUGUCUGGUCUGAUAUGCCUGUUUCUUGUUGUGUUUCUAACCCUCAGCAGCAGCAUUUCUCCAUCCCUUGUCAUUUGAAAGACCACAUAGUAUUUAUGGAGCCAGAAUGAAUUUGAUGAUCAUUGUCUUUUCCAAUAAUCAGAUGCCAUUUUUAACUUCAAUAUGCUGUCUGGACAUAGUGAGAACUAAAGGCAAUAACUGUCCAGCUGCAUGGCACACCUCUUUUAGGUGUCCUACUGUCUUUGUAAGCCCUACCUGGCCUCUGAAAAUCCACUAUCAUCAUGUAGAAAGUGUACUCAUAUAUUGUAAAUAAGAGUGUCAAGUACUGAGUGUCAUGCCUCAUUUGAAAAGGCUUUUUUAUGUCUCUUUCUAUUAAAGACUAUAUAAUAUAAUAUAUAUCAAUAUACAUAAAUAAUAUAUGUAUACUGUAAACAUGAACAUUCUAUUAUUGGUUAUAAAAUGAUAAACAAAAUGCCUGCCAAGGUAAUGAUCUAGUAUGUUUCCAUCCUCUGUUUUAUUUUUGAGUUUUGUUUGUAUGAUUAGUAGUUUCCCCAACUAGUCAGAAAUAAAUACUACUAACCUUGAGAUUAUUUGGAAUUUGUUGCUCUUGAUACAAAUUCAGAGAAAGAGAUAGAAACCUGAAGAAGUCUGGAGUCAGUGACAGCAGAAAUCAGGUGCAAUGCUGAGAAGAUGGGAAAGGAUGAAAGGAAAAACCUCUCACAAACAUCUAUAAUUCCAUGACUUUGUGAGCAUCUAUCUAUGCCAGACAGAAGCUCACAGACAACAUAUGAAGUGUGGCUCUUCGGAACUCAAGAAGAACAUACUGUUUUAAUAUGAUCUUUUCAAGAAAAGCUAUGCUAGAACUAUGACCAGCAGCAGAGUGUUAUAAAAUUUUGAUCUCCAUUGUCUUGAUAAAAGCAAGCAGAUAACCUUGAAAGUGAGACUAUAGAGGAGACUAUUCAUUCAUCCACGUACCCAGAUAUCAUUGCAUUCUUUCACGAUGGCAUCCUUCAACUAAACACAUCUGUAUGAGGGUUAUCUCUGUACUGAGAUGCAUUGGCAAGUCUGGCAGCUCUUGGCUUAUCAAAAAACAGCAAAAAUUAAGGUUAGGGGCCCUACAGAUACUGGAGGGUUAUCGUAAGUGCCCAGAGGCAGGACUCUUCUUGCCUAUACCAGAAAGGUGCCUGCUUUUAGGAAUUCUUCACUGGGGACAUUUAAUGUUUGAGCCUUAAUAUGAAGGCUGAACCAAGUUUAGGUCUGGUGAAGGUCUGUUUGAGGUAAUCUCUAAUAAAGGGAAGAGAGUAACCAAAGAAAUUAAGGGACAGAAAGUGAUGUGUAUAAAGGCGAGUGGGCACAUUAAAGGCCAGAUGGAGAAUCUGAGCAAUUGUGACAAAAAAAGGUGUGAGAAUUUUCCAUUCAUGCAACAUUUUCUUCUCGUGUCAGGAGGAAGUCACCAUUACUUCUAUGUCAGGAGGGAGGGACUCUACUUGGAAAUGAGAUGCCCAGGUGGCAGACCUGCCCUUUUCUGUUAUCAUACCCCUCUCAUAUGUCUGUAUUAAAGACCCUUGACCACCCACCCAUGCCUUGGGCCGUGUUCUUCACACUACUCAUUACUGAGCUUUUCCUUUGGAGAUACAUAGCAGAAAUAUCUGCUGCAUUUCCUAAUGAUUAACCUGAGAAGAUGACAUCUGAUAAGGUAAGACAAAACAUGGAAUAGCUGCUUGAAAAAAAUAGAUUCUUUCUUUUAUUAAUUCUUUAAGAAUUUCAUACUGGCAUACAAUGAAAUAUGUCCAUAUUCCAUCCCCAAUCCCCCUUCACACUUAUCUCAAAUCAUCCUGUAGUUCAUCUCCUCCUAACCUCAUUAAAUACAGUUAAUAGUAGUACCCAUAUAUGCCUGGAUGUGCAGUCAUCCAUUGGAGCAUGGGAAACUCAUGAGUAGUCACACACUUAAAGAAGAAGAAAUCUCCAUUCCCUAAGAAGUUAGCAACUGCCAGUAGCUCUUUGGUAAGGAAUUGGGCCAAGAACUCAAUUUCUCCAUGUAAGUGGGAGGUUUGGUUGGCUUUAUAUUAUGUAGGUCUUGUGGAAAUGACCAUAAUUGAUGUGAAUACCUGAACAUGUUAUAUCCCAAAGGCAACAUUUCAUAACAUUUUUCCUAUUCCCCAGCUCUUAUAUUUUUGUUUCCCCACAUUUCUAAAAUGCCCCUUAAUCCUGAUCAGGGUGGAGUAUUAAUAUAGAUAUCCCAUUUUCCCUGGGCACUCUGACCAGUUACGUAUCUCUGCAAUAACUGCUGGCUACUGCAAAAAGAAGCUUCUAUGACCGAAGUUGAGAACAACCCCUGCCUAUGGGUAUAGACAUAAAUAUCUAGAAGACAAUUUUAAAAAAUAUGACCAUUUACUAAAAUAAGCAUGUAGAUUCUAUUCUAGUGCCCAUGACCUCUCCUGACAUCAGCCUCUGACUGGUGUUGCACGACUACACAUAGAAUUCCUUUCUGUGGAGAAGGUCCAGAACCUAGUCAUGCUGUUAUCAUGCAGUAUUGCAUGUUCAAAUAAUAUUGGGAGUGAAGUUAAGUAUUUAUUUAGUUAUUCUGUAGUUAAGGAUUGAACACUGAGCCUUCAUUCUUUUCUUUGGCUAUGGUACCUUUAAUCCAAGGUAAAUGGGAAAAGACAUUAAAAGUUAAAAAUAAAAUCAAAACUAGACUAUUGCUAAGUCCUGCCUAACCUUGUGAGAUUCUAUUAUAACAUCCUAUGUAAAACACCUACCUAACCAACAAGUUAGAUGACAUCGAAAAUAUUUUUCAUUAACCAAGAUGUUAUCACAAAUCAUUGUCAGUGAAAGCAGCUGGGGGAUAGUUGUGGUGUUCCAUUAUUGACAGAUCAUCUGUGUUGCUCUAUCUCUCUAUCUCCAGGUUGGCUUUUCUCCUUCUACUUAUAAUACCAUUCCUGAAACCAUGAUGUUUGUGCUUUUAGUCAUUCACAUCCCAAGCUAGCAGAUAUGUAUUCAUCCACAUAACAAGUCCUUUGACAAAGGGGCUUGAACCACCACUCAACGAUUCACAGAGGAGAUUUCCCUCUGCAUAAUAAAUCCAAGCCCCAAAAUAUUGUCAUUAGCUUUGUUUUUAUGGUCUUAUAAAUUAAUCCACUCGAGAUUUCCAUCACAUUAGUAUAUUUCUUUCACGUACCUCAGGGCAAGCACCAUGUGUAAUCCAUUCAUGAAAACCUGAGGCUCAACCCCUUGCUUGGAACAGAAUAGUGAGAGGAUAUGGGUAGCUUUCUGGAAUGUUUGGCUUGUAAAAGAUCAUUUGUUUUGAAAGCCCAUGCUUUUUCUUCAGUUUUUAAUUUCAGUCAGAACAACCAAACUUGAUGUAGGAAAAACUCAGUACUCCACAGGAACAGUAGCAUCAUGAUAGAAUUACAAUAGAGUUCUCUGUCAUAAGAAGAGUCUAUCUUCUUACUUAUUAAACACAUGUUGAAAAUGAGUAUUGAAAAGCAAUUUAGAAAUAAAUGAGACAGGAGAAAUGAAUCUGCAACAGAAAUUGCUAGGUUAGGAAUUUGGAGAUUUGAGGAAGUUUGGAAAUAUUUUGUAGCAAAAGGGUUACUGAGGGGGGCAAUUUGGUUGGAAUCAAAAAUGCGAUAUGUGACUUAAAAGUGAUUUAUAGGAUAGUGAGGGACAGUCCCAUGCCUGAAACAUUAGGCUUCAGUUUUUCUCAGUUGAUAUAUUCCAUCUUGAUUCCCAAGUGUUUCUACCCUGCACAUUUGUAGGUUGUUAAUUCAGUGUGUGAUUGAUUAGAUAUUCUAUAAUUUUUCUACUCAGGGCAUAUCAUCGGCCAUUACUAAAAGUUGAGGAAAGCUUGUAAUUUUGACAUAUCUGGAAAAUAAUUACAUCUAAGAGUAUUUGGAAACUGAGAUCUAUAAAUGUCAGUCUGAUUCCGUUAUACUGCUCCCAGCUGCAGAGAUAUUUUUAAAUAUCUUUUAGCUCAAGGCUAAAUUAUUACAUAUGGAAAACAAUUUUCUCAUUUUCAUAUCCCAAGAAUAAGGUAAUAAGGUGCAUAACACAUUCUCUUUCUCUCUCUAUAUAUAUUUAUAUACAUAUACAUAUACAUGUAUAUGUAUAUAUAUAUAUACACACAGGAAAAUUGCAUUAUUUUGCAUCUAAAAAGCAUUUCUCAUGUAGUCAUAAUCAUUUUCUACAUCUUGCUAAAAAGUCUAUGAGUUUUAUCAAUUAUUUCCCCAUAAUUCAUUCUCAAAUACAUUUCUCUCUCUUAGAAAUAUCAUUUAUUUGAUAGUUCCUUGGCUCUUUGCUAAAUGUAGUUAACUAUAGAAAGUAUUGGGAUUAUUAGGAUGCUUUCUUUAUUCUGGUGGGAGGAAACUAUGGCUACAAGAGUAGCCCAGGAUAGACUGAACUAAGAGUGCUGGGGGAAAAAAUGAGAUUUUAAUAUUCUGUAAUUCUAAUAUUGGACCAUACUCCUAAUCUUGGGCUUUAAGUGGCCUAUGUGGGUCUGCAUACUGAUGAAUGAUUAUCCAGGAGAUGUCACAGUGAUGUCAACUCUGCCUCUCAGGUAGGAUUGCAAUGCUUCCUUGCACAUAGUCAGCAUUCCUUAAUCAUUGUCAAGGUAUGAGGUUUUUAAGAGGUGAAUGGUCCAUGUUAAAAUCCUGUCUGUCCAGGAGCUCUUCCUGCCCAGAGGUAUAAUAGGUGGCCCCAAUGUAUAGUCUUUGAAUGCUGUAAAGACUUUAAGGGAUGCUUCUGCUUUUUUUCCCACUUAGCAGAUAAUUAUAGUUGUGCGAGCAAAUAAGAGGUACAUAAUGGCUUCCACAAGCAUGGCCAUGCUUAAACAAGGAACUACCUUGGACUAACAUUCAGUAAUAACAUAAGAUAAGGCUAUGAGGUUACUUAUUUUAACUUUUAUUUAAUUUUGCAAAUAUUACCUACUUUCAGAUGAUGAAGAAAGUUAAGGUAUUUUGUCAUGGUCUCAAAGAGGGGACUUGUAUGUAUAGCCUGAUGCCACUGUGAUUUCUAACUCAUAUUUACUCUGCUGAAAAGAAUAUAUACAACAGUCAUUUUCCUAAACAACCAUGCAAAUUGUCUGUGACAAAAAAAAAUCCUAGUCAUAACUCAAUCAUUCGUGCCAGUAAGUUUCACUAUUUUUCUACAUUUGCUUCUUGGUUGGCAUUUUGUGUGACAUGUGAUGUGUAUAAAUGAUAAUCAAAAUAACAAUAAACCUGUUUAAUUCUUUUACCAGAA
This is a messenger RNA of Mastomys coucha (southern multimammate mouse), 10922 nucleotides long. It is a transcript of the gene Fam135b, whose product is annotated as family with sequence similarity 135 member B. The record is from RefSeq and is a predicted model, not a curated record. Lineage: Eukaryota; Metazoa; Chordata; Mammalia; Rodentia; Muridae. The coding region runs from base 397 to 4605 and encodes 1402 amino acids. The transcript has 21 exons.